Molecule: messenger RNA, 1879 nt
Organism: Medicago truncatula (barrel medic)
Lineage: Eukaryota; Viridiplantae; Streptophyta; Magnoliopsida; Fabales; Fabaceae
Product: gelsolin-related protein of 125 kDa
Exons: 1
Coding region: 353-1330 (325 amino acids)
Source: RefSeq, a predicted model, not a curated record
AAGAACACUUAAAUUUUAAAUGGCUCGCAUCAUUUGAUAAAAAAACAUCGCAUUCAGCUUCUCGUGAAGACUAUGAAUCUGAAGAUGAUGAUGAUGUUCCUAUUUCCUGGAGAAUUAAAAUGCAUGCCAUGUCAUCUGAGAAAUCAUUUUCCUUGCUGAAAAAAGAACUUGCAUUGGUAGAAACCUCAUUUGAGGAAUGCAAAAGGAAAAGGCAAGUAGAAGAGGGGAGACUGCAGUCUAUAAAGAGAGAUGUUGAGGAGUGCUCUAAAGAGCUUGAAAAUAAGAAAAAGGAAAUUAGUUGUGUUGGAAGAAUUAACGAAGUUCACUAGAAAAUGCAGGGGAAAAUUGAAGAAUGUGUCAAAGAUUUUGUAGCAAAGGAAGGACAGCUAUAUUUGAUGGAGGACUUGAUUGGAGGCACAAGCAAGAACUCGAUACAAAAGAGACGGAACUUCGUGAAGUCAUGGAUAACAUUUCAAAACAGAAGAAAUUUGAAAGCCAGAUGAAGGAGCUGGUGAAUGAUUUGUUAUUCAGACAUAACCAUUUUGAAAACCGAACGAAUGAGAUUGAGUCAAAAGAGAAGCAACUUGAUGGCCGAAUGAAGGAGUUAAAGUUAAAAGAGGAUGAAUUUGAAGGCCGGGUGAAGGAGCCCGAAUCUGAAAAGAAGCAUUCUGAGAGCCGACAGAAGGAGCUCGAAGCACAAGAAAAGCAACAUGAAGAACAAAUGAAGGAGUUCCAGUCAAAAGAGGAGGAAUUCAGAGGACACGUGAAGGAGUUUAAAACAAAGAAGAAGCAAUUUGAAGAAAGAUGGAAAGAACUCGAGUUUGGAUUACGUCAUAUAUCCUCUUCACAAGAACAGCUUUUGAAGCGCACUCCCUUCAUUGGAAACACUCUCACCUCACCCUACAAUAACCACUGCCACGAGGUUCACACCACCAACAUCAUCCCCCUAGCGUCCUCCGCUCCCAUCUUCAUCACUUCUCCUCCCACUACCCAGCACAUCCCCCAAGAUGUUUUUCACACUCCGUUGGAAGAAUCGUCACUUCCCUCUUUUGAUAUUGAUGUUACUCGUUGUGUGUUUAAUCAGGCCAUUGUUGAUGUCGACAAUGAGUCUCAAGUGUUUUUUGAUAUGGCUGGGUUUGAGGAUAACGAAGAGUUUAUGGACUUUGCAAAGGAUUCUGAAAGGGACUGCAAACGAGUUCUUUUGUUUUUGGUGUACCGAAAGUUCUUUUGGAGACCACUGAUGAAGAAGAUGGUGUUCUUACUGUGGUCGAAACUGGGAAGCGUGCUGGUAUUACUUUUCCUCGUCCAAGCUGGUGGCCGGACGAUAUGAAAUCCGAAAUCUUCAAUUUUGAUGAUCAGGUCAACAAGUAGAGGUGAUGAAGCUCUUUCCUGAUUGACUUUUUUUGUUUUUUGAGGGCACACUGUGUGACUGUGAUGGAACAUUAUGUUAUAAAAGGGAGGGAAGGGUAGUGAGUAGUUCAUUGAGAAAUAUUGUUAGAGUUGGUUAGAAGAGUUUCUCUCCGGUUAGGAGCACUUUACUCAAGUAGGAGUGUUCACACUCUGGUUUAUCUCUUUCUUUUCUGUUACUCCAUCAUUAGAGAGCUCUUUCAGCUCGUCAUUAUCAUUCAACAAAAUACAGUUUCGGUUCUUGAUUUUACGGGUUCCAUCACAUUGAUGUUGCUUUCAUGGAGGAUUCUCAAUACUGUGUGUGGUUCUUGUACUUCAAUCUGUGUUUGAUACUAACCGAUUAUGUGUGGUUCCAUCACAUUGAUGUUGCUCCACCACCUUCUUCAAAUAACUAAGUUGAGAUAAGAAAAGUUCGUCUUUGUCACGAUUCCUCAAGAUAUCAAUUCCAAGAACUCUCUUUGCCGGACCAAGA